GGCAAUGUCACGUGAUACGGAAGGGAAUUCCCCGACUGGAGUAUUCGGGAAGCAUUCAGAGUCAAGUCGCUCGCCUCACACGAAGACAGCGCUACGUUGUCAACAUCUCUGCCACUCCUCCGCCAAAUAUUAUGGGGAAUGAAGACAAACAUUGCUGCCCAAACUGUAACCAGGAACAUGUGUUCUCCGUCACAAUAAACUACCAGCAUGACAUCUAUAUUCUACAAGUGCCCCCGAAUCAUGCCCUCCGCAUCAACACCAUCCUACACAUGUACGAGGAGCACGAGCCCCGCCCCGUUCAACCGGAACCUCCUCCAGGGUUGAAGGUCAGAGUGGAGUCCACCGAGAUAUCGUCCAGUAGUGAGAAGGUUGUUGUCCGACACAAUAUCUGGAUCGAAGAGGUUCCACUCAAUGCAACCACAGUCGAUGUGCAUCUGUAUGUGAAGAAGAAGAUCCCCAACAACAUGAGAUACCCGGAUGCACUUGUAGUUCUUGAGGAUGGACUGUUGACGGAGUCCCCUCGUAUUGGACAGAAGGAUGUGAUCGAAGAAAGCUUCCCUUUUGGAAAUUCCCAAGGACAGAGGAGGGUGGACAUCAUUAGGAAUACAAGGUCCAGCAUUGACCACCGUCCAACACCACCACCCAGACGUCCAGCCAAGGCAGAUCGGUCUCAUCUGCUGAAAGAGCUGGAUGCCUUGAGCAAGAUCGUGGACUGGGUGGAUGCAGUGUCCAGAAAAUACAAGUGUCCCACUUUAGCUGACCAGAACCAGAACCAGUGAGCAGAGGAAGCACCGAUAGAGGAAUGACCGUAGGUCAUCAAACUAACCAAAGUCCAUCACACCACCUGUUCAUGGAAACCGCCAGGCACUCCCACACUCCCUGGAAUCACUCUUACCUGUUCAAGGUAUUACGCGGGGGAGUGGAAAGGUCUUGUCUAUGAUUAGUGGUCUCUUGAUCAAUGGAACUGUCAAUGCAUCACACUUUUCCACGGCUGGAGGACAAUAUAUUGAUAACAAGUUGAAAUAAGAAUAGUAACUUUAAUGUCAUACCAUCCUUCUAAAUUGAUCAGACAGGCAUACCGAUGAACCACAUGUCGGUAAGUCCUUCUGGGCAACCUAGGAAACGGUGGCCUUACUAUUGCAAUAGUUUGACACUAGUGUUAAUGGCUAUUAAAAAACUCUUGCAGUAGCAAUAAAUUUCAAUAGUCAGCCCUGUGGUAAAUACUAAAGGACCUGAGCCUGCUUUGAUGCUUUGUUGAUUUUGUUAUAUCAAAUAUAUAUAUAAAUAGGCAGGUUUUUUUGUAAAUAUGAGACAUUUUGUAUUUCUUCACAUAAAUUGACAUUAUACGUGUAUAGCUUGAAGGGUGCGAUGCGUGCUUUUUUCUCCACUGCACAUAGUGCAAGCUGCCGUUAACGUACUCACUGCACAACCGAUAAAUUGUCUGCACAACAUACUUUACAGGAAAAUUAUAACAAAAAGACAUGAUCUUUGAAAAUGUUAGUUACUCAUCAUAGGACAUGUUUGUUAUAUUUCACUUUAAGUGUCUGUGUUUUAUGAUAAGUUGGGGGCACGGGUGGCCAAGUCGUCUAAGGCGCCGCUACUCGCUGUGCAUAGUUGCGUCCCUUGGGAACGCCAGAAACCUAUGAUCGUGGGUUCGUAUCCCGGUUCACCUCACUUAUGU
Messenger RNA from Haliotis rufescens (red abalone), 1681 nucleotides. RefSeq lists its product as uncharacterized. The record is from RefSeq and is a predicted model, not a curated record. Lineage: Eukaryota; Metazoa; Mollusca; Gastropoda; Lepetellida; Haliotidae. Bases 132 to 779 code for a protein of 215 amino acids. The transcript has 4 exons.